Ostrea edulis (European flat oyster) is the source of this 655-nucleotide messenger RNA. RefSeq lists its product as uncharacterized. NCBI's taxonomy places the organism in Eukaryota, Metazoa, Mollusca, Bivalvia, Ostreida, Ostreidae. The record is from RefSeq and is a predicted model, not a curated record. The coding region runs from base 61 to 468 and encodes 135 amino acids. The transcript has 3 exons.
UGUGCCUUAAGUACUGUGCUUAAAACAAGAAUAUAUUCGAUUUACCCCAAACUUGGAGCUAUGUUGUGUCAAAAAACACUUAAUCGAUAUAUAGAUCCAGUAGGGAUGACAAACCAGUCAACAAUUUCCUGUGGAAUUCUUUGGACAUCCAACAGACAUUUGACUGAAGACAAUUGGGUACCAAAUCACUUUGUGCCACUUAUACCAGUCACUGGCCCAAGUUUUGAGAUGGUGGACGAUGAUAUAACAAAUGAUGAAUCUCCCAUUGACUCUAUUUUGAAGUUACCAAGUGGCCAUGGAUUCAGUAUUUCAAACAUAAGUCUGGGCAAUUUUGGAUAUUGCAUGAGACAGACUAUAUCAUCAAACAAGAAGAAAUGCAAGGAAGGUUGUCUGCCCCAGACAUCUCAAUGGAUGGUCGAACAUUAUGUUUCUCUUUUGUCGAUUUCAAAGAUGGUCCUAAAGCUAUGAAAGACGAACAGGAUUAAUGACAAUUAGCUGCCUUCAUUUUAAUUGAAUUAAAUAACAUCUAUAGUUUAAUUUUGUUUUUCAUUAAUUUGUCUGAAGAUUAACACAGAAAUAAUUCCAAUCAUGUAAAAAUGCUGCAUUUUGAUUAGUUAAUCCCUGAAAACUGAAAAGUUUACACAUCGAUAAAUCC